Messenger RNA from Columba livia (rock pigeon), 6832 nucleotides. It is a transcript of the gene LEPR, whose product is annotated as leptin receptor. The record is from RefSeq and is a predicted model, not a curated record. Gene Ontology annotation, cellular component: membrane; external side of plasma membrane; signaling receptor complex. Gene Ontology annotation, biological process: cytokine-mediated signaling pathway. Gene Ontology annotation, molecular function: cytokine receptor activity; cytokine binding. NCBI's taxonomy places the organism in Eukaryota, Metazoa, Chordata, Aves, Columbiformes, Columbidae. The coding region runs from base 101 to 3535 and encodes 1144 amino acids. The transcript is spliced from 19 exons.
CCCGUGAGGCGGGGCGGGAGGACGAGGCGGGGCGGCGGGCUGGGCCGGGGCCCGUCCUGCUCCCCGGCGGAGCAGCGGGCUGGCGGCUCACACCGCGGGAAUGGAGAGAAGAAGAUCAGCUCUACGAAACAAGAUGUAUCAGCAAAUCAUUCUGGCCACGUUUGUCCUAUUGGGCUUUCUUCAGGUGGCAGAUGCCCAGUGCAUGGUCCAUCAGAUUCCUCCCAGGAACUUUACAUUACCCUGUAUGCUGCUGAAUAAGACAUUUUUGAGUCCUUUCUCUGCUGAAGUUGUAGAGAGCUGGUCUGGCUGGAGAAUAGAGCAUGGAGCUCCUGAAACCAAACCUCCUGUGCUAAUGAAUGAAGAAAGUUUUCUGUGUUGCCUUUGGAGUGAUAACAACAUUGAUUGUUCUUUGUACAGAGCAAGCAUGCAAGCAAGAAAAUUUAUUCCUUCAGAAAUCAGUAUUUCUGCUUCUCAGGAAAUAGAUUCAAAUUGGAACAUAGAAUGUUGGAUUAAAGGCAAGCUGGACCUGCUAGUUUGUACUGUGCAAUUUUUGAAGUUGUACUUGAGAGCUGACUUGAAGCUUAAUCUUUUAUAUGCUGCAUCAGAGCUGUCACUGGGAGAUGUGUCUACGAGCUCUCUCAAGGGGACUGUGGUGGCCGUUCAGUGUGACUGCAGCGCGUAUGACAGGUGUGAGUGUCACCUGCCUUCCCUGGGACUCAACCACACGCUCAUCAUGUGGCUGAAGGCGACGGUUGGUGGGACACCUCUGUGGUCACCUGUGGCAUCAGUCAAGCCCAUAGACAUAGUAAAGCCUGAACCUCCUUUGAACCUGCAUCUAGACAUGACAGAGGAAGGUCAAGUGAAGAUCUGCUGGUCCCACCCCGAGCCAAUGCCGUACCCGCUGGAGUAUGAGGUGAAGAUCUCUGCAAGCUCAGGUCAAAGCAGUUGGCAGAUGGUUCAUGUUGCUGAAGAGACCUCCCUGGCUGUAGACAAUACGCUACUCGAUUCCUCACACUUGGUUCACGUGCGGUGCAGGAACCGCCAUGGUCCGGGCUUCUGGAGUGACUGGAGCUCCCCGUAUAAUCUCAGCUGGGGAGCUGAAGUCUUGUACUUCCCUCCUAAGAUACUGACCAGUGUUGGUUCUAACGUUUCAUUUCAUUGCAUCUAUAAAAACAAAAGCAAGACUGUAGUGUCCAAGAAGAUUGUUUGGUGGCUGAAUUUAGCAGAAGAAAUCCCAGAAAGUCAGUAUACGCUUGUGAACGAUCGCGUAAGCAAAGUUACUCUUUUCAACUUGAAAGCAACAAAACCUAGAGGAAGUUUCUUCUAUAACACAUUAUACUGUUGUCAUCAAAAUAGGGAAUGUCAUCAUAGAUACGCUGAAUUAUAUGUAGUAGAUGUGAAUAUUAAUAUCACUUGUGAAACGGAUGGGUACUUAACUCAAAUGACUUGCACAUGGUCUGCAAACCCAACCACAGUGCUCCUGGGGAGUUCCUUGCAGUUAAGAUACUACAGGAGCACAAUUUAUUGUUCUGAUGUUCCAAGUACUUCUCCAAAAUCAGAGGUGAAAGAAUGCCGUUUACAGAAGAAUCAUUCUUACGAGUGCACAUUUCAGCCGAUUUUUCUUUUAUCUGGAUAUACCAUGUGGAUAGAAUUUAAGCACUCGCUAGGAACACUGGAGUCCUCACCAACUUGUGUCGUUCCAGCAGAUGUGGUGAAGCUGCUUCCUCCCUCCAGUGUUAAAGCAGAAAUCACCAGGAAUGUUGGGCUGCUGAAUGUGAGCUGGACAAACCCAAUAUUUGCAAAUGAUGAUCUUACAUUUCAGAUUCGGUACGCUGUGAACAGGGAAGAAAUUACAUGGGAGCUUUACGAAGUUUCAAAUGCACCAACAAGAUCAGCUGUGAUACAAGUUCAGAAACUUUGCGUUGAGUAUGUUGUUCAGGUCCGGUGCAGAGAGCUGACUGGAGCAGGUUACUGGAGCAACUGGAGCGGAUCAGCCCACACGCUUGUGAAAGAUGUCAAAGCUCCCUUACAGGGCCCUGAAUUCUGGAGAAUUAUUAUUGAAGAUCCAGCAAGGAGGCAGAAAAACGUUACUCUCCUGUGGAAGCCACUGAUGCAGAAUCGCUCCUUGUGCAGCGUGAGCCGCUACGUUAUAAAGCAUCAAACGUCAGGAAACACCACGUGGUCAGAAUAUGUGGAUAACGGCACUACCUGCUCAUUUCCAUGGACUGAACACACACAUGCCGUCACAGUUUUAGCCAUGAAUUCAAUGGGAGUUUCUUCAAUUAAUUUUAAUUUGACUCUGUCACAGCAAAUGAGCACAGUGAGCGCGGUGGAGUCGCUCCGCGCGUACCUGGUGAACAGCACCUGUGUGCUUCUCAUUUGGACGCUUUCGCCUCAGAUAUACACGAUAACAUCUUUUGUUAUUGAAUGGAAGCACCUUAACAAAGAAGAGGAGCUGAAGUGGGUGCGAGUUCCUCCAAAUAUUAGUCAAUAUUAUAUUUAUGAUCACUUUGUUCUGGUUGAGAAGUACCAGUUCAGCCUGUGCCCCGUGUUUGCUGGAGGAGUUGGCAAAGCCACAACAACAGAUCAUUUUACCAAAGUUAUUUCAACGUCGGUUUUGUUGCUUGGAGCGCUGCUGGUUUCGCACCAGAGAAUGAAGAAACUGUUUUGGGAAGAUGUUCCAAACCCCAAGAAUUGCUCCUGGGCGCAAGGAGUUAAUUUUCAGAAGCCUGAAACUUUUGAGCAUCUUUUUAUCAAGCACCCUGAAGCAAUGUCAUUUGAGCCUCUUCUUCUGGAACCAGAAAUUGUACUGGAGGACAUCAGCGUCACUAAAGCCUUGAAAAAAGAAGACACGCAAGAUUUUUUGGUAAUUGAUCCGAUGUUCACAAAAAUUCAAGACCCUGAGCAUGACUCCGCUUGUUCCAGCAGCCACUUCAAUAGCAGCAGCUUCUCCGAGGGCUCCCAGGAUCACCAACUCAGCGCGGAAACAACAAGGCAGUCCGAUAUUAAAUACGCUGCUGUGAUGAGUAACUCCCGAUCAGGUGGGCUUUAUGAACAGAAAACGAAUUUACGAAGUUGCUUCAUAGCUGAAGAUCCCUCAGUUCCAGGCACCUGCUCGGGCGGCUCCUGGGAGGUGGGAAACGGGACAUUCCUCGCGUUUCCAGACCCGCCCAGCAAGACUCUGUCCCUUUCCAUUAUUUCUUCGGAGGGGUUUUCAGAGCCUUCAGAUCAUGACGACGCUUUCGCAGACGGAGACAGUCCUGAGCGGAGCCUGUAUUAUCUGGGGGUAACAUCCUUGGAAAACAGAGAAAAUGACAUUUUUUUAACAGAAAGCUCUGGGGUGAUGUGUCAGUUCGAUCCAACUGAUCUACUCAAGGAUGGGGGGUUUCUUCAGCAUCCGCCGCCUGAUUUAAACGCGUUUCUCCAGAGCAGCCUGAAGUACAAAGCCGUUGUGCCUUACGUGCCGCAGUUCCAGAUGGCGGCUGUCAAGGUGCAGGAGCCCACAGAGAAAAACUCGGAACUCAUCACACCGUGAUUUGAUGCUCUUAAUGUUUUUUUAGGUGUUGAUAAGUUCCCAUUUUUCCUGACUUCUUUCAGGAGCGUUCCUGGUUUGAAACUGAGGUCUGUAUUUGAGUGCCAGGAUUUUAGUAGGAAGAAAUUCUGCUUCUUGACCUAAUUUUCAAAUGUGAGUCCUUCCUCUGGAGAUUUGAUUGUGUUUGAGUCAGCGUCUGGUGCCAAAUUACCUCGUGUUGAUGCUUGUUGGGUCUGAGCACCCCAUGAAGAACCACACUUGAACUUGGUGUCAGCCAGCCCCGUGUUAUCCCCAGGGACCCACACGCAUGUUCCUGCUGUUGAGGAGUAAAGAAUCUCUUCAAAUACGUCAACAAACUGCGCUGGAAGAGCUUGUUCUUGGUUUAGGGUUUGUUUGCAGACCCUAAGAGCAAGAUCGAAAGGAGUGACCUCAUGUGUGGAUUGAAAUAUAUACAUCUGUGGUGUAUUUUUGGGGGGAAAAGCUGGAAUGUGUUAUUUCACUGGGAAUAUUUUGCAAUAUUGAGUUGACCUGGAUGCGGUGCAGCCACUGGGUGCUCAGUCAACGGGUUAUUGUCCAUCGAUGGUAAAUGGAUGCACUGUACAAGCACAAGUUGAGACUCUUUUUUUCUCCAAAAUCCUGAUGUCCCCAGGGAACGGCAGCUGCAACACCCGAUUUCAAGCAUUGAAAGGGAGGCCCUGACUGGUGGUGACAAACUUGCGGCUGCUGUUAUGGGGCCUCUUCUAAAGUCAAUUGAAAAUAUUCAUCAGUAGCAUUGAAGAGCUGUAAGAGAAUUGGGAGGUCAGACGUGCUGAACAUCAUCUGUAUCCAUGGAGAAAACAGUCCCUGAAAAGUGACGGUUCCAAUGCCUGAACGGUGCUGUGAGAAUCAAAAUUCUCCUGGCUGCAUUAAUUGUGGGGUGUUAUGUGGGUAAAACAACGUACUUGCAGGUAAAACAUACUUGUUUUUGUUGUGGAACAUGAGAUUCUAGUACAAAUGGUACUGCCCUAAAACUAAUGUCUCUUUCAAGCUAUUUUGUGGGAUAAGCAGGUAAAGAAGACGACACUUAUUUGCAAGCCAGAUGUAUUUUUUCUACUUUAUAGUUAGUAAAUAUUUUUGUCUACAUGCCUUUUCAAAGAACUAUUUUGAGGAGCCAAGAAAGAUGAAUAUAUUGUGUAUUCCAAAGCUAAAUUUAUGUAAAACUUAUAUAGACAACUAAAAACAAAAGGGCAAAACCCAGCAACAAUAGUAAAUUAAAGGAGUGUGGAAACACGUUAAUAUUAGGGAUAAAUCCUAUGUAGCAAAAGGGACCAAAGCAAAUGUUUAUCUGCACUUUGAUUUUAAGACAAGCUUUAAAAAACCCCCAAAUAUUCCCUUUUCUCAAACAAGCUGCUAACCUGGAUCUUGCUGGGGGGGUGUCUGUUUAAGAAUGUUGAAUAUGACACUAAUCUAAUGUACUCGUUCCAAAAAUAUUAUGGAUGGCAGGGGGAAUUAAAACAUGUUUUGUGUUCGUAACCGAAACUCCUUGUCACUUGGAAAUGUGGCUGGAGGCUGCAGGGCCAACCCUGGAGGUUCCUGUAGGGUUCUAGGAGUAAAGCUGGGAUUAGCACCUGGGUGAAUCCUAAACCUGGAAUUCAUCUGAAAACAGAUGGCGGGUUCUGCCUUUCUCGGUGGUUUGUGCCCCAGAUCCAUCAGCCCCUGGACACUGAGGGCUGAGGAUGUGGAUGUGCUGCCCCACAUCGAUCUGUUGCAUCUGAAGAUCAUCCUAAGAAAGGAAAAGCUCACGUUGAUUUUACUGUACCAAGUGUGCAGCCUGGGCGUGCUGUGACACCAGCAGCUGUGCUGGGGGGUUGCUGUGUUCAAAAAGCAGCGCAGAACGUUGGCCCUUGCUGGAAUUCGCUGGAUAUCCCAAUACUGGCACCCCUGGGAGUCCAGCCCGUCCCCCCGUGUCCUCCCUGCUGUCCCGACUGCGGAUUUUUCCCAAUGGCCAGAGCAAGUGGUGCUGCUUGGAAAAACAAAUCGAUGGGGUGUUUACAAAAAACCCUGCUGUGAAUGUAAGAAAUACUGCACAUGCGAGCUCAUCUGCUUCAGCAAAAGAUUUUAACUCCUGUAGAACCAAGCAGUUAAAUCCCUUAAUGUUGGUGUCCCUUUCCUGCAGCAGUCUACACACCGGGUUUCCAGUCCCCAAGUUCGUGACAGUGCAGGUGAGCCCAGGUCCCGACUCAGGGUGACGGGCAGGACGCAGAUGUGCGAGUUUAUUUGAUAAACACUUCCUCAAACUGGCAUUUCCAGCCGUACCACAUGGACAUUCAGUCCCACCCGUCACCUUCGCUCUUGUGUAAAGCCAAAACCUGCAUAUCCUGAGUCCCCUUGGCCCUGGAGAGAGGAGAUUAGGAGCCGGGAUCAGUUACCAGGUGCUUUUCUCCCCAUUAUUUUUUCCCCUCAACUUCAGGUCAGUUUGUUAGUUUAACAAAACCGAGCACAUGAGCUAACGGUGUUCCACACGUGGUGACGGUGAUGUCCUCCUCUCGCAGGGAAGCCAAUGCACUUUAUGCAGGAGUAAAAUCUCAUUUUCUUGUUUCUGGCUGAGACUUGAGGCUCAAUUCCCGCCCGAUGGACCGAGGACACGCUCCACCUGCAGCCACAAGUUCUGCUGGAGCCAGUCUGAGUCUGAGCAUUGAUUUUUAAGAGCAGAUGCGUUAUUAUUGUUAAGUACACAGGUUCUGUUCGCUCCUGAAAGUGAAGCUGUUAAUGCUUCCCCAUAAAUUACCUCUGCUACUAGUGACUCAGUGUUAAUUCCCAGUGAAGUCAGGCAUUUUGCAGAGCGAUGGGGUUUUUGCUAUGGCCCCGUGCCCACCAGGAAAGGCCUUUGUGAUUUAAACUGGACAAGCAAUUAGGAGGAACCACACGCAGCUUCUGAAGUACAUAUUAAGCCUUAAUGUUAAGACCUUGCAAAUUAAUUUUGAAGAGUGUUCGGGAGUAUAGCUCAUUUAUCUAAGAAAAUGAAUCAAUUGUGUCAUUAUUCCUUUUACGCAUCCCUUCUAGCUGCAGUCCGUGAAGAUUGUCAUUCUGUCAUUGAGCCGUUGGUCUGUGCAGCUGGCCUUGGCUUUGACAGUUUGCAGUAAAACGGGCUUUGGGUUCCUUUUCCCCUUUCAUAAACUGGGAAGUUAUUUUUCUUUAUGUGGCUUUCACUUCUGGAGCAUUUACGUAAUGGCUUCCCACUGAUGAGAGUGCAACCUGAAGCGCCGCUUUGUACAGUGUCAGAUUUGCAAUUAUUUUUGUGAAUAAAAUGUUUAUUGCUGA